Chenopodium quinoa (quinoa) is the source of this 1833-nucleotide messenger RNA. Its product is annotated as carboxypeptidase SOL1-like. The record is from RefSeq and is a predicted model, not a curated record. Lineage: Eukaryota; Viridiplantae; Streptophyta; Magnoliopsida; Caryophyllales; Amaranthaceae. The transcript is spliced from 15 exons. Gene Ontology annotation, molecular function: zinc ion binding; metallocarboxypeptidase activity. Gene Ontology annotation, biological process: proteolysis. The coding region runs from base 181 to 1638 and encodes 485 amino acids.
GAUCGUGUCGAACUUAGCGACUUUGACCCCCAAUGCACGGCCGCAUGGGCAUGGGGGCAUUAACUAAGCUACAAAAUGGCGUUACUUGUACUCAUUGCGCUUUCUUUUUUGAAACACCGAUCUGUUUAAAACUUUAAACCCAACUCUCAAUGAAUCGAAAAACCGUAUGAACUAACAAACAUGAAAUCCCUUUCUUUGUACCUACUUUCAUUCAUCACUAUCAUUCUUACCUUCUUGUGUUUCAUCGACCUCGCAUUUGCUAAAGGGGGGGCUCUCACCUCUGAAAUCCCAGGUAGGAGAUUGUUGGAUGAUGACUCCUCUAAACCCAGGAUUGAUGUAACUAAGGGAUACAUGAGUAAUGAAGAUUUAGAGAAUGCUAUUAUGGCAUUUGGUGAAAGGUGCAGUAACAUUUCGAGGAUAUACAGUAUUGGAAGGAGUGUCAAUGGAUUUCCACUGUGGGUGAUAGAAAUUUCUGAUAAACCAGGAAGCGAAGAGCCUGAACCUGCAUUUAAGUUCAUUGGAAAUGUUCAUGGAGAUGAACCUGUUGGACGUGAGCUUCUAAUACGUUUUGCAAAUUGGCUCUGUGAUAAUCAUGUGAAGGAUCCACUGGCAACAUUAAUUGUAAAAAAUGUACACCUUCAUAUACUACCAUCAAUGAACCCAGAUGGAUAUGCUCUUAGAAAGAGAGGGAAUGCCAAGAAUAUUGAUUUGAAUCGAGAUUUUCCUGAUCAGUUUUUUGCUAUCAAUGACUUGGAGGAUGCAAGGCAACCUGAAACAAAAGCAAUUAUGCGGUGGUUGAGAAGGAUACAGUUUACAGCCUCUGCCAGUUUGCAUGGGGGUGCUCUUGUUGCAAAUUAUCCUUGGGAUGGCACUCAGGAUAAAAGAAAGGAAUACUACGCAACCCCCGAUGAUGAAACAUUUCAGCUUUUGGCUAGUCUGUAUAGUCAUUCUCACUAUAACAUGUCUAUGAGCAAAGAGUUUCCUGGAGGAAUAACCAAUGGAGCAGCUUGGUAUCCCAUCUAUGGAGGCAUGCAAGAUUGGAACUAUAUACAUGCUGGUUGUUUUGAGCUGACAUUGGAAAUAAGUGACAAUAAAUGGCCUAAUGCUAGUGAGCUUUCUACAAUUUGGGAGUAUAAUAAAAUGAGCAUGUUAAAUCUGGUGGCUGCCACUGUGAAGACCGGAGUCCAUGGAAGGAUUUUUUCAUCAGAUACUGGGAGGCCAUUGCCAGCCUCUAUCAAUAUCAAGGGAUUUAAUCAGACGGUGAAAGCUGGACGCCUGUUUGCUGACUACCAUCGUUUACUUGUACCAGGGGUAAAAUAUCAAGUUACAGCCUCGAGUCCAGGUUAUAAGUCUAAAUCGACCACUAUCUUUCUUGAGGAGGGAGCCACAACAGCGGACUUUAUUCUUGAACCAGAAACCAGUAAUGUGGGGAAAAUACUAGAAACUGGUUGCCUUUGCUCUGGCAGCAACAAAAAUAGGCUUGAAGUGGUUGAUAUACUUGCUCACCCUCAAAUGGAGAUUUGUCUCGUCGUUGUUGUUGCAUUUGCGUUCCUCUUGCUUUUGUACAGAAGAAAACUCUGUUUUAGCCUUCCAAGACAUAGACAAUUAGCUGGGUCUAAAAGACCGAUUGUUGUAUGAACCUUAUCUUGCUCUUUUUGACACAUUAGGAAACUGUAACCUAUGUUAGCACGUUACCAUAGCUUUGGCUGCCACAGAGCAUUACCACAGGCAAGAAAAACAGCUUCGAGCAAAUACUGUAUAAGCGUCAUUGUAGAAACACUUCGUACAUUGUAACCUUUGUAUACUAAUUUAUCAUAUGUUGUUGUGAGCCCU